Molecule: messenger RNA, 894 nt
Organism: Serpula lacrymans var. lacrymans S7.9
Lineage: Eukaryota; Fungi; Basidiomycota; Agaricomycetes; Boletales; Serpulaceae
Exons: 4
Coding region: 46-750 (234 amino acids)
Cellular component (GO): nucleolus
Molecular function (GO): RNA binding
Source: RefSeq, a predicted model, not a curated record
ACCGACCCCGGACCCGCCGGUAUCAUUUUCUUGCCUCUCCCCCUCAUGCAACCAUCAAACUAUGCGGUACUCACCCAGUCCCACAGGGCAAUAGCCGCAAAGAAACGAGCAAGGAAAGAACAGAUUAAGGAGGUGCUCUUCGAUGAAGACGCACGCAGGGAGUUUUUGACCGGCUUUCAUAAACGAAAACUGGCCAAGAAGGAAGAGGCAAAACAAAAGGCUCAGGCUAGAGAGAAGCAAGAGAGGUUGGAGACGCGUCGUGAACGGCGACGUAUGUUGGCAGAGCGUGCUGUUCAGAAUGCUGCCGAAGUAGAAAGAGCAUAUGGUGCUAUCAUUGAUGAUGGAGACGAUGACACAGGAGAAUGGUCAGGAUUGGAGCAUGAUGCGGACGGUAAGGACAUGGAAAAGGAAGAAGAAUAUGAGGGAGAAGAACAGUUUGCCACGGUGACGGUUGUGGAAGAAUUCGAGCCUGAAACACUCAUACAUGGUCCCUCGACAUCUGCCCUACCAGAAAAAUCCGUACCACAUUACGCACCAAAUCCGUCGACCACUAAAUCAAAAGGGAAAGAGAAAGACAGAGGCGGUGUGACACAGCUCAAGAGUAGUGCAAAGAAAAGCGAAAAGGUGAAGAAGAUCAGGUAUCAGACAAAAGCUGCGCGUCAGGCGGAUAGAUCAAAACAAAGGGCGAGGAGAACGGAAAAGGCUGAGAGGGCUGGUGGUAAAGCAUCGAGAAAGGGGAAGAGACGGUGACAACGGUUCUCAUCUACGUUUCCAACCAUAAAUGAUAUCCCCUUGAUGUACGUUGAUGUACGUGCAGCACUGCGAUAGAGUUGCUUCAAUAUAUACUUACUAGCGAGGUGACCACAGCCAGUCGGUGACCCCACGUAUGUUCUG